AGCCUAUGAUAUGACCGAUACGAGCCAUAAUUCCAUAUGUGACCCUAUACCGCUCAUAUCUCACAUCGUCCUUGAGGAUCAUCGUAUGCGCAUAUAUUUCUAUAGAUCACAUUUCCUUGAGACCGUCCACACUCUUCCACAGCAUCUCAAAAUUAAUUUUUUCCUCGUCAGCACAGUUCAAGGCCAUGACCUUUUCGAAAUUUGGUCGACGGUAAUGCGUUGUUAUUGUUCCGAUCAAGGUUUCACUCACAUUGCCGCCUUUACGCUCUUUAUCGUGCUGCCGAAGUACUAGCCUUGAUGGAUGUCAACCGUUCCCAAAUUGACCUUCUUACGUGGGCAGUUUCUCUGCAAGCUUUACGUUGACAUGUCCAGACCAGCAUAUCAGUUCCUUUCCGUCCAUCCCCCAUGAGCAUUCGAGACUUAUGCAUUAACUGCUAGGUUUCCGCCAUGCACACUUGGGCUAGAGCUUUUUUACUCAUCUUCCUGUCAAGCCGCUCACCACAUUUCCACUAUUUAAUCCGCAAUCCUUUUAAGCUACUCUCUCAUUAGAUCACGCCUUAAUCAGUAUCUCAGUUUUGUAAAUGACUGCGAAGUAUCCCAUCCCUCAUAGUGACCAGUUCCUUGCCCUCUCCUGCACAAAUGUUGGAGUUGGUCCCGGUGGCACCACUGCAAUGUUAGCGCGCGUGUCUAUAGUCAACUACAAAGGUGAUGUUGAACUCGACGUAUAUGUUAUCCCGACGAUGCCAGUCAGCGAUUAUCGUACCUCGACGACUGGUAUUGAAUCUGUACAUCUUCUUCCUCCAUGUGCGAGUAGAUUUGAUAUUGUUCAGCAGCAUGUUGCGAACCUCAUCAAAGGCAAAGUGCUGGUUGGUCAUAGCCUUUGGAACGACCUUGCUGUUCUCGGUAUUCCUCACCCUGCUGUAACAACACGUGAUGUUGCUCUUUAUCAGCCUUUUCGCAGCGCUCUUCGUUCUCCCAACCAGAUAAUAGGCCUGCAAACUCUUAUGUGGCACCUCAUGUGCCGUCGUUGCCAGGAUGGGCAACUACAUCCUGUGGAGAAUGCACGUGCUUCACUCGACUUGUACCGUUCUGUCGCAACGGAUUGGGAAGGUGCGAUUUCCAAAGGGAACUGGCCUUCUAUGCUUCCUCCUAGCACAUUUUCGAGGUGCUAUCUAUAGCCUGAACAUAGUUAUGUCACUGUCGCUGCACUUGAAAGCGUGACGAUCUUUCACUUAUUAUGUGUAUAUCACUUCGGUUUGUUUUUAAUUUACAUAUCCUUUACUUCGAAGCUUCCCGGUCUAUCUUUGCUCUCCAACCCCAACAUUCUAGUACCUACAUCAUUGGUGGACUCCAGCUCUAUCCACCACCAUGAUGACUGUGUUUCCUUCAUGGUCAGAUAAUUUUAUGUCAUAUAAUAUAUCCCUGGAAAGUCCAAUU
Molecule: messenger RNA, 1437 nt
Organism: Serpula lacrymans var. lacrymans S7.9
Lineage: Eukaryota; Fungi; Basidiomycota; Agaricomycetes; Boletales; Serpulaceae
Exons: 6
Coding region: 582-1178 (198 amino acids)
Biological process (GO): rRNA processing
Cellular component (GO): nucleus
Molecular function (GO): 3'-5' exonuclease activity; nucleic acid binding
Source: RefSeq, a predicted model, not a curated record